This is a messenger RNA of Cylicocyclus nassatus, 1447 nucleotides long. Lineage: Eukaryota; Metazoa; Nematoda; Chromadorea; Rhabditida; Strongylidae. The record is from the annotation of a GenBank genome assembly.
UCCAGAUACCCUCUCUAACUCAUCACUGAUCAGUUUUCUCAUUAGGCGCGGCGAGGGGAUCCUAUGCUUAGAGCAAAGGUGUUGAGUUUAUACCGCGACCUUUUACGGUACUCCAAGGGAUUGGUAUACACGGAUCAAAAGUACUUCGUUGCUAGAGUGCGCGAGGAAUUUCUAAAGAAUAAGAGCAAUUCUCCUAAAGCUGCUGAGAGCAAUUAUAAUAGAGGGCGGAAACUCCUAGCGCUGAAGCGAUUCAUCUGAUAAGAUGGUCUGUAUACUUGGCAUCGAGGGUUCUGCGAAUAAGAUUGGGGUUGGCAUAGUUCGAGAUGGUGAGGUUCUGUCAAAUCCUCGUGCCACAUUCCAUGCCCCACCAGGAGAAGGCUUUCGACCUAGCGAAACAGCGCAACAUCAUCGUCAACAGAUACUAAAAAUCCUGACGCAAGCUCUAAGUGACGCCAAGAUCAAAGAGCCAGAAAAAGAAAUUGAUGCUAUUGCAUUUACGAAAGGCCCAGGCAUGGGAGCCCCUUUACAGGUUGGCGCUAUAGUCGCUCGCACACUGUCGCUGACCUGGUCAGUACCACUCGUUCCCGUUAAUCACUGCAUUGGUCAUAUAGAAAUGGGACGACUUAUCACGGGUGCGCAUAACCCUGUGGUGUUGUAUGUUAGUGGCGGGAACACGCAGGUGAUUUCCUAUUCGCACAAUAAAUAUCGUGUAUUUGGUGAAACAAUUGAUAUCGCUGUAGGUAACUGUUUGGACAGAUUUGCUCGGGUCGUCAGGUUACCGAAUGAUCCUAGCCCAGGAUAUAAUAUCGAGCAAGCAGCUAAGAAAGGAAGUCGGUUGCUAGAACUACCGUACAAUGUCAAAGGCAUGGAUGUUGCAUUUUCUGGGAUAUUAUCUUUAAUCGAGAGCAAAGCUGCAAAACUAAUAGCCAGUGGUGAAUAUACUGUGGAAGACCUGUGUUUUUCCCUUCAGGAAACCGUCUUUGCAAUGCUAGUGGAAAUUACUGAGCGUGCUAUGGCACAUACAGGAAGUACAGAACUGCUCAUUGUCGGAGGUGUUGGCUGCAACAAGAGGCUUCAGGAAAUGGCGGAAUGCAUGUGUGCCGAGCGUGGAGCGUACCUAUUUGCUACUGAUGAACGUUUUUGUAUUGAUAAUGGUGCAAUGAUAGCGCAAGCAGGUUAUCUGAUGCAUAAAGCAGGGUUGAGUUGUGAGCUUGAGAAAUCCACGAUAACGCAACGGUACCGCACUGACCAAGUAAAUGUUUGCUGGAGAACAGAAUGAUGUGUGCAGAAACAUUUGUUAAUUUGUUGACGCUGUAUUUGAGCUGUUAUUUUUUGGUUGAUAAAAUCGUAGUAUAUGAUAAUUAUGGACACACCUUGUUCUUGCAUGCUGGAAGCUCUUAACUGCUACCAUUCGUUGGGAAUUAAUUUUUUUUACGCAUCAAAAAAU